Messenger RNA from Sardina pilchardus (European sardine), 1602 nucleotides. Its product is annotated as transcription factor Sp5. The record is from RefSeq and is a predicted model, not a curated record. Gene Ontology annotation, biological process: regulation of transcription by RNA polymerase II. Bases 120 to 1265 code for a protein of 381 amino acids. Gene Ontology annotation, molecular function: RNA polymerase II cis-regulatory region sequence-specific DNA binding; DNA-binding transcription factor activity, RNA polymerase II-specific. The transcript is spliced from 2 exons. Lineage: Eukaryota; Metazoa; Chordata; Actinopteri; Clupeiformes; Clupeidae.
UAGAACAUUAGAACAGAGUCACUCUGUGAUCAUUGGACAGUUUGUUAUUUUUGGUUGAAGAAUAUAUAAACGGGUGUAUAUUUCAAGGAUUUUGUAACAGAAUAAAAACACAGGUGGCCAUGGGAGCAGUGGAUGUCAUGCGGAAUGAUACUCUCCAAGCUUUUCUUCAGGAUCGGACGCCAAACUCAUCACCGGAAACCAGCAGGCAUUCACCUCUGGCUCUCCUGGCGGCCACCUGUAACCGCAUUGGGCAUCACCAGAGUUCCAGCCCCGGGGAGACUCUCCAAGUCCAGUACUCUUAUGACACGACUUUGAGUUCUCCGUCGAGGCUCUUUCAUCCGUGGAAUAACGAUGUCAUUGCACAGGGUCCUUUCACGAAUAACUCCACUUUGGGGCUUUCUCCAAAAGCCCCCCUCUCCACAAAUAUCCAGACGUCCUUUUCGGCACAUCACGAGCUUCCUCUUCCUCUCACUCCGCCAGCUGACCCGGGAUAUCCGUAUGACUUUCCACCGGUCAAGAUGUUGCCUUGUUCCGUACAAUCACUGCAGGCGAGUUGCACGCCCACAUAUGUCCCGACUGUAACUUACACAGCUGCGACAGCGCCCAUAGCAGCCUCGAUGUCAAGUUUUGUUCCAGGACAUGCUGGCCUGGUUCAUAGUCAGCAAUCCAGACAUCUACCGCAGGGCAUCGGGGAGGAUAUUCCGUGGUGGAGUUUACAGCAAGGGACCCACGUCAGUCACUCCACAUCUCUUACAGCGCACCGGUUCCCAUUGCAGAGAGGUUUGGUUUUGGGACACACAGAGUUUGCGCACUAUCAGACACAAAUUGCAGCUCUGUUUCAUUCGAAAUCGUCACUUAGUGGCGCACGCAGAUGUCGUAGGUGCAGGUGUCCCAACUGCCAAAAUUCCAGCCCUUCCACCGAGGAGCCCGGAAAGAAAAAGCAACACAUCUGCCACAUCCCGGGCUGUGGGAAGGUUUACGGCAAAACUUCGCAUCUCAAAGCGCACUUACGUUGGCACUCAGGUGAACGGCCGUUCGUGUGCAACUGGCUGUUUUGCGGAAAGAGUUUCACGCGCUCCGACGAGUUGCAGAGACACCUGCGCACGCACACGGGCGAGAAGCGCUUCGCCUGUCCGGACUGUUGUAAGCGCUUCAUGCGCAGCGACCACCUGGCCAAGCACGUGAAGACGCACCAGGGCAAGAAGGGCAGAGUGCCACAUCGAAUCUUCAGUCAAGUGAAAAGGGAGGACACAAGAAACUACUGAAACAACUUGAUAGCCUAAGUGGAUUUAGUAUCCCGGGAAAGUGAGAUAGGACAAUUGUGCCAUUAACCUGGAUGGAAAGAAAAACAGAAAUGCAACUUUUGGCUAUUUCUAACUUUUCACAAAUGUUACAGUGCACUGUUGGGUAGCCUACAAUUCACAGUGCCCUGUCUGUUUAAUAGCCUACACAGCAAACAACGGCUUGAUUUGUUACUGAUUGUUACUGCCUAACUGACACGUGACACACAUCAGUUUGUAAAUAGGCAUAUUGAAAGCUUUUGUUGAACAAAAGUCAAUGUAUCCUUUAGUUCUUUCUGGGGUGGUUAAUGCAUGUUGAAUA